AUGCUCAGUAGGCCGUGCCAUUGCCCUGUUUGGGCGCGUGUUGCAGCUGGACCAUGUGGAUGUGGUGGCCGUGGGGCAACUGGGGAUUGCAUGGCUGGCGCACUGCUGAGGCGCCUCACAAUGUGGGCGCGUAUCGAGGGAGAGCAGGGGAGAGGCGCACACUGCAGAUGCUCUGCUAUUACUCGCCCCUUACGGGGCUGCUGGGGGGAGUGGGCGGGGGGAGGGGCGAGGGAGGGGCGGGGCCUGUGGGGAGGGCAGUGUGAUGUGCUCACUCGCUCCCCCAGUGAUGUGCUCACUCGCUCCCCCAGUGAUGUGCUCACUCGCUCCCCCAGUGAUGUGCUCACUCGCUCCCCCAGUGAUGUGCUCACUCGCUCCCCCAGUGAUGUGCUCAGUCCCCCCCCUCACGCUACAACUGCCUCUGCUGCUGGGCUUGCCAUGGGGAUGGGCGUGGGAAGGGGCAUGGGCGGAGGCGUGGGGGGAGGCGUGGGGGGAGGCAUGGGGAUGGGUGGGGGAAUGGUGCCCACUACAUAUGGUGUGGGCACAGUUAUGGGCGCAGGUAUGGGCGCAGGUGUGGGCGCAGGUGUGGGCGCAGGUGUGGGCGCAGGUGUGGGCGCAGGUGUGGGCGCAGGGGGCCUGGAGGGGGGGUGUGCGGGGGCGGGCAUGGUGGCGGCGGAUGGGGUUGCGGGGGCGGGGGGGAGAGGUGGGGGGGCAGUGACGGCAGAGGGGGAAGGGGGCAGUCGGAUACAGGCCGGAGGAGUGGGGAUGGGGACACUCUCUGAGCGGGGGCGUGGGGGGGAGUGCAGGGCGGAGGGGGAGGAAGCGGAGUGGGGAGGGGCACCACACCACGAGACAUGGUGGAGGUAUUGUCCCCUCCCCCCCUCCUCCCCCCUCCAGGCGUUCACAGCUGACGGACGAGAACCCUCCCCCUCCCGCUCAGCCACAUGCCAUAAGGUGGAGGCGAGCACAGCAGAGCUGGAGGCGGAGGAGCCGCACUUGAAGGAGGAGAACGAGCACAGAAUCACCCACUUACCCACCUCUCCCCAUUCGUUUUGCAUUUCUUUCGUUUCAAUUCAGACGCGCUCAUUUGCGGCCAUUUGUGCGCCCCCUGCUGCUCUCCUCGCCUCUCAUCUUCGCCACUGCUUUCAUGUGCACCUCCUCCCCCGUCAUCGUGCUCUUUAA
Molecule: messenger RNA, 1179 nt
Organism: Closterium sp. Naga37s-1
Lineage: Eukaryota; Viridiplantae; Streptophyta; Zygnematophyceae; Desmidiales; Closteriaceae
Source: the annotation of a GenBank genome assembly